This is a messenger RNA of Monodelphis domestica (gray short-tailed opossum), 7041 nucleotides long. RefSeq names its product trafficking regulator of GLUT4 (SLC2A4) 1 (gene TRARG1). NCBI's taxonomy places the organism in Eukaryota, Metazoa, Chordata, Mammalia, Didelphimorphia, Didelphidae. Gene Ontology annotation, cellular component: membrane. The record is from RefSeq and is a predicted model, not a curated record.
UAGUAACUAGUCCAAGGUCACACAGGUAGUAAAGAUCAGAAUCAAGAUUUUAACUUGGUCUUGUCACUUUAUGUUUGGCAUUUUCCACUGUACCACAGAGCAGAAAGAGAGUUCUCUGCUGAAAUUCUGGCAUUGGUCCCUACAACUGCCAAGAUAAAUAGCCCUUGCCCAUCCGCUCUCUUAUUUCUCACCAAGAGGUUUCUUUUUAAGCUCCUUUGAAUCUACUGGAUAGGUACUUCUUUUUUUUUAAACCCUUAUCUUCCUUCUUGGAGUCAAUACUGUGUGUUGGUUCCAAGGCAGAAGAGUGGUAAGGGCUAGGCAAUGGGGGUCAAGUGACUUGCCCAGGGUCACAAAACUAGGGAGUGUCUGAGGCCAUAUUUGAACCCAGGACUUCCCAUCUCUGGACCUGGCUCUCAAUCCCCUGAGUCACCCAGCUGCCCCCUUGGAUAGGUACUUCUUAAAACACCCCCUCCACACAUACACACCAGCUGUCUAAAGGACAGAGGAUGAGUGAUGAGUUUGGAAACCUUCUUGGACAGCCCCAUGUUUUGUUUAGUCAGUGUAUUUCAGAACUGCUGCUCAUUUUAAUAAUCAAUAAUAAGGGAAAUCAGAGGCUAGAGGUACUGGGUCAUUUGUUCAGCCCAACCCCAGGAACAAGGCUGUUCCCCAGAAUUCCAGCACAGGAGGAAGGCCCUCUCCCUAGGCAGGAGGGAGAGAAAUGGGCUGGCGGCAUGAGUGCUAUUGCAUUCAUGGAGAACCACUGAGCUAGAAGUCGAUACACACAGAGAAAAGAUCCUUUCCCUAGAAUCUUCAUUUCUUGCUCUCCUCUCCCCCUAAGCUGCCACCACCCCCUUCAUGGCUCACACACAUGCACACACACAGAUGGAGGGGGUGAGGAGGCACCGGUGCCCCAGGAAUGAAGCAGCAGAGAUGGAGAGAAAGAGAGAGGGAAAGCGACUUGGGUUCUGGGAGGGUAUUUCCCCAGUGAGGCAGAAGCAGGAGAGAGUUAUUGCCUGGGGUUGCUCCUUUGGGGAAAGGGGAAUUAGAAUAAGAAAAGGAAAACCCCAGAGGAGGGAAUGGGUGGAAGGAGAGGAGUGGAGAAGAGGUUGUGGAGGGAGGACAGGUGGAAGAGGGAAAUGCUGGCGUGGCUCUGCUGAGCCACAUCCACCCACGCAGCAGCCUCCUUUUACUGCCUUCCUUCAAAGAGGGAGACACCACCACAGGGAGAGCCCAUCCCUUCCUGAGCUCCAGAGCUUCUGCCUGCCUGUGCCUUCAGUGCUCCAACAGAGAAAGCAGCAAAGUUGGCCACAAACUUGGUUUUCCCUGCCUGGACUGUUCCACUCGGCAGUAGCAGAUUUCUCUAGCACAAGAAGCAUUUGCUUCCAGCAAAGAGGACGACGGUGAGAACAGUGAGAGACCUGGAGACAGAAAGAUGGCUUUCUGAAGCAGCUGCCUCUCUCCUUUCAUCCUCACCCACCAGAAAGUGCCUUGGUGCCUGGGCUGGGGCUGUCUGUACUGUAGGGCUACUUGGCCAUCCCCCUAACAAUUUCUCCACUGGUCGCCCCAGGUCAGGGAUGGCAGUCUGACAGUCCCUCCAGUUUCUCUUUCGCCUUGGUGCCACCUGCCACGGAAUAAGGAGCUGGUCCAUCCAGGGAGCCAGGCAGCCAUGGAAAAUAACACUGAGACACAGUUUCCAAAGACUUUGGAGCCCAGCAUCGCCUUACCCCUGGACUUACAGGAGACAGAAAAACUCCUUAACAAGACUGAGGACAAAGAUGACAAGGCUAUGAAGGCAUCCAAGUCUUUCUCAGGUGCCAUGGAAAUGGAGCAGAAUGGUCACAGCCUACCAUACAAGUCAGUGUCUGAGGGGCACCUGGAGGCUGCCCCUCACUCCCCUUCCAGGGUCAGCUCACGUCGGGCAUCCUCCAUUGCUACCACCUCCAAUGUCCAAGACCAAGAGAUGCCAAAGGAUUACCUCAUCUUGGCCAUCCUCACCUGUUUCUGUCCUGUAUGGCCCUUGAAUAUAGUGCCACUGGUCUUUUCUAUCAUGUCAAGAGGGAGUGUCCAGCAGGGAGACCUGGAUGGGGCCAGGAGGCUGGGCCGCCUGGCAAGGCUGCUCAGCAUUGUCUGCAUCAUCCUAGGAAUCCUCAUCGUGGUCAUCUAUGUGUCUGUCAACUAUACAGUGUGGAAGCAGAAUUAGCUGGAGAAUUUCUGAAAAGAGGUGGUAAUGUGUACUCAGGUACCACCUUGACUGUACUCCCCAGGAAAGUGAGUGCCCUUAGCCACUCCUCGAACUUCUGCACCAUCCAUCCGGGGGAGGGCAUGCAGUUAUUCCCCAAGUCUUCCAGCGGUGAUGCUACACCCCCUAAACUACACACUCAAACACAGACUGUUGAAAGGGCUUGGAUUUCAAGGAGAAACAACAAUGACAACUUGCAGUGAUCAUUUCAUCCUGGACCCACUGGGAAAUGACAAGAAGGACUUUUUGGGAAAGGAGAGGAAGGACAUUUAUUUUCAAAACUGAAAAAAAAAAGUGAGCUAUUUCACAGAAAUUUCCCAACUUUUUUUUUGCUCAAAUCACUGGGUUUUUGUUUGUUUGCCUUUUAAUCAGCCAGUAACAUAACUCAACCAACAAGCUUAAACUGCCAGACUGAGAAGAAAUACUCUUCCGAAGUCAGGAAGGUCAGAGAAAUGAAAGCCAGGGAGAGCAGCACAAAGCUUUUGUGGAUGUGGACAUAGACCUGAACUUGAACCUGAGAAGCACAGGAGGCAAGGAGAGGGACUUUGUUUUUUGUAUUUUUGAAAAAAAAAAAAGACCAUUUGCAUGCAAUAUUCCACCACCUCUCCAGCCCCAGUCCCUGUUACCCAUUCAUUCCUCCAAACUCAGCACCAGAGAGUUCAGAGAAGCUGGCAAGGAUGGGGCUGACACAAGCAGGGUAGAUUCCCAGGGCAGCCAAAAAAUCCUCUGCAGCCAACUUCCAGCAACAGGGGAAACUUUCCUAUAAGACUAAUGCCAAUUUCUCCAUCCCCAAAGCCAAGGGUACAGUGUGAAGAAUUGAGAGAAUUUAGGGUUUAUUAGAGAACAAAGUGGCCUUGAAAUUCACAUCCAGACACCAUUCAAUUUGAAAACAUUCUAUUUUCAGUGGACUUGAGGACAAUUUAACUUGAAAAGGGAAGCUGUGAUCGGUGAUCCAAAGAAUCUGUGAGGGACACAUUCAUCCCAGUACUUCUAUUCUCUAUUUCCUGGACAAGCACUAACCAGUGUGAGGUAGCACAGGAAAAUAUAUUCUCCCUAUCCCCAAACCAAAGGAGGAACCUAGAGUAAUGAAGGAUGACACAUUUUUUUAAAAGUCAAUUGCUGAAUUUCCUCUAGGCUUAUCCUGAUUUAUUUUCAGCACUGCGUAUGGACUCAUCAAUCAGCAUUUAUUAAACACCUUUGGUGUGCCAGGAACUACACUAAGUACUGGGAAUUCAAAGACCAAAAGGAAAUAUUUUCUGCCUUCAAGGAGUUUAUAUUCCAUGGAGAGGAGAUAACAUAUAGACAUAAAAAAACCCCACAAAAUUCAAGAAGAGAGAAAUGAACUGGACCAGUUAUUUCAUUUGGCAUAGGAAGCUCCUAGUGGGGAAUUCCCAGGACCAAUGGAUAAUUGUGGGAACAAUAUAUCUUCUUCAUGUUUUGGAGCUUAAGAUUAUUCCCCUUUCUGGGGGAAUAAAAUAAUUUCUUCCAGGUCUGUGAAUUGUUUUUACUGUUCAACAUAGUAUCAUAGUUUUAGAGCUGGAAGAGACCAUAGAAGUUAUUUAAUUCAACUCCCUAAUUUUACCAAGAAGGAAACUGAGGGUUAGUGAAGAGAAGUAAUUUGUCUAAACUCAUGCAGGCAAUAAUUACUAGGUCCCCUGACUCCAGAUUCAGUAUUCUCUGGCUAGUCUUUCAUAUUUAUUUUUCUUGUUGUUUUUUUUUUUGUCUGAGGUUUGGCUAACCCUCCAGGUUUCUCUGGGGGCAGCUCCUAAUUAGUCAGGGAAAGAGGUCCUUAUCAUCUCAAGACAGAGUUGAGGGAGCUAGCUACUGUGUGACCUCCUCUGUAUAAAACAAGGUAUGAAGAGAACGGAGCACCGUUUUCAAGGGCAAUCAACAAGGGAACUGCUAAUCAGUGAAUUCUUCAUGUUCAGGGAAGUUCAAGUAAGCAGGUAUGGGCUUACAUCAGCCCAUAAACAGAAGACAUUAUGUUUUCACAGAAUGUGGAAUGAGCUAGAGUGGACCAUGACUUGUAGUCCUCCAAGACUGUUGAUAUCAACAUCAAUGGAUAUUCCCAGGAGAAGGGAAAGUCAGUUAGCAAUGCCUCCCACCAAAAUCAGUCCAUCUGCCUUUCCAUUUCUAUACUCUACACUUUUUGGUGACCCAAAAUGAGCCAUCAGAAGGAAGAUGCAUCCUUGAGUUCCCACUUGUGAAGCUCUUUUCAUUCUAUGAGAGGAAGGAAGACUUUGUUCCUGGUUGAAAGAAUCUCAGGUAUCUAGAAGCAGAUGGGAGAAGCCCUAAAGAAGGGCCCUGAAAUCCCACAGUAGGAAAUCUGCUUGCUCUGCCUAGACAUGAGACUCUGCUUCAAGGGUGGCUGAUGCUCUCAACAUGUUGAUUUUAUGGGAUAAAUAAAGUAGAUCCUUUCUUCUGGAUUCCAAUUUUGAGUGAGCCCAAGGCCUCUAUAUACCUGGACUUUGAGGCUCUCUUCUUCUGGUCUUUCUAGACCUCCCUUAGGCAUUUACCUAAAAUGGGGAAUUGAAGGAGUUCUCUACAACAAGGUUCAGUCAUUUUUCAAUCAUAUCUGAGACUUUUUAUGUGACCCUGGGCAAGUCACUUAACCCUGUUUACCUCAGUUUCCUCAUCUGUCAAAGGAGCUGGAGAAGGAAAUAGCAAACCACUCUAGUAUCUUUGCCAAGAAAACUCCAAAUGGGAUCAUUAAGAGUCAGACAUGACUGAAAUGACUGAAUAACAAUAGAAGUGAGAAGAAGGAUGUGGACCUGGAGGCAGGAGAAAGAAAGAAGAAGCAGUGGAUUGGGUUUUGAGGGCAAAGAGAGAAAUUCUUGUGAGGAAGCAGUGUGGGACAGUGGAAGGCAUAUAGGAUCUGGAGCCAGAAGUGCUGAGUACAGAUCAUACCUCAGACACUUACUACAUAUGGAACCUUGGGCAAGUCCCUCCCUUCUCUGGGCCUUAGUUACCUUACCUGUAAAAUGAGGAAGUUCACCUAAAUGUCCUCCCAGGUAUCUUCUGGUCCUGAGUUGAUGGUCCUAUGACCAGAUGGUCUCUCAGGUUCCUUCCAGCUCUAAAUCCUGUGACUAGGAUAGUCACAUUAGGAUAAGCCUACUGUUUUUAGAGAUCAAUGAAUAGAAAGAAGUUCAUGAGAAAAGGCUAAAAGGAAUUUUAAAAAAUUAUUUAUUUAAUUUAGAAUAUUUUUCUAUGAUUACAUGAUUCAUAUUCUUUCCCUCCCCUCCUCACUAACCCUUCCUAUAGUCAAUAAGCAAUUCCACUGGGUUUUACAUGUAUCAUUGAUCAAGACCUACUUCCAUGUUAUUAAUAUUUGCACUAGAGUGAUCAUUUAGAGUCUACAUCCCCAAUCAUAUCCCCAUCAAACCAUGUGAUUAAGGAAAUGUUUUUCUUCUGUGUUUCUACUCCCACAGUUCUUUCUUUGGAUGUGGAUAGUGUUCUUUUCAUAAGUCCCUCAGAAUUAUCCUGGAUACUUGCAUUACUGCUAGUAGCAAAGUCAGUUACAUUCGAUUGUGCCACAGUGUAACUGUCUCUGUGUAUAAUGUUCUCCUGGUUCAGCUCCUUUUACUCUGCAUCAAUUCCUGGAGGUCAUAUCAUUUCACAUGGAAUUCCUCCAGUUCAUUAUUCCUAGAAGGAAUUUUUUUCAUUAUUGUUAAGAACAAAGUCUUAGACCAAUGGAAAUCCCAGAAUCAUAUAUUUUAUGAGCUGAAAAUGGGCCCUAGAGAGUCCUUGGUUCUAACCGCUGCCUCUGGGUAGGAUGGCAGCUGAUCCAUCAGGGGAGGAUGAGUAGGAAAUGUGAGAAAUGAAUAUUUCUAUCUUUGAAGGGUUUGGACACAUUCAGUUCACCUGGGAGAAGAUGGAAAGUACCUCCUACCCAUGUACCUGUCCAUCUGCCUACCCACACAGAAUCUAGGUCAACUUACAAUUCAAGCAGCCAUGAUUCUGAUGGAAGGCAAUGGAAAGUGAGAAAGGAGGGAAGAGAGCAACAGACAUCACAAGCUCUUAGAUGGGAAGGAAGGAAACUCAGGACUGGGUUGGUCCAAACCCUUCAUUUCACAGAUGGGGGUUACAUAGAUAGGGAAGUGUCAGAGGCUCUGGGUUACAUCCAGAUUGUUUGGCUUUGGAGCCAGGACUUAUUCCUAGGAUGACACAAUGACCCAGGCAAACUCCAGGCAGGAAGACCCCAAGCUAGGGGUAGGUUAUGACUUUCCUGGCAAAGGUCUGUCAGGUGAAAUCACCUCUAGUUAAUCCACAACUGCCUUGAUUUGCCCCAGGCCUCUCUGGUGAGGGCCUUUGGGCAAAGAAGUGAGUCAGUUUGAGAAAUUGCUCUGGGCCUGGGGUAGGACUUCUUUCCAAGAAACCAAAUGAAUGCUUGGGUUUCCUUCAUUCAGAAUCCCCAUUGAUCAUCUUGACAAACCAGUGGCUUGACCGAAGUACCCAAGAUUCAUCCUUAUGAUUUGUAUGUGGAGUGAAGGGUGAGGGUGGAAGGACACUGGGUUCCUCUGCUCAUUCUCUUCUCCUACAAUUACAUACACACAUGGCAGUUAGCAUGUCACCCUCUGCUGGAGGACAGUUACCAAGUCCCGGUGGCUCUCCUUGUCAAUCACCCCAAACUGCAUGAACUGGUCAGGGAUGUCAGCUUGUGACUUCUAGUCAAUCCCUUCCACCUCCCACCUCCAUCUCCACCCACCAUUCUCUUCCAGUGGGAUGAAACAAUGUAGAAUGUGCAAUGUCCCUUUGGUUUUGUUGCUUGGCAUGGGAAAAAUAAAAUUAAACAUGCACGGUCA